Saccostrea echinata is the source of this 3087-nucleotide messenger RNA. RefSeq lists its product as uncharacterized. The coding region runs from base 9 to 1670 and encodes 553 amino acids. The record is from RefSeq and is a predicted model, not a curated record. The transcript is spliced from 5 exons. NCBI's taxonomy places the organism in Eukaryota, Metazoa, Mollusca, Bivalvia, Ostreida, Ostreidae.
UAUCCAAAAUGACCAUAAAAGAUGUGACAUUUCUGAUGUUGUGGAAUUUGGUACUGUACCAUGUUGAUAGUUGUACAUUUCCCGCAAUCUUGGAAGGAAAAACCUGGGAAGAUUCCGAUAAAGGUCGCCCUAUAACCUUUAGCGGAGGUGGAAUGACGGGUUGGAGUGUUACAUUUGGAGUUGAAACAAUAAGUAGCUGGACAUGUUUGUUCAACCAAAAUAACAUUAUUGUAUUCAAGUCCAGUUAUGAAAAGAAUAUACCUUUUGUACCACCAUCAACAGAACAUGUGUACGUUUGCAUGUGGACUGUUUCCGUAGAGACGGACAAAAUGAUAUACUAUCUCUUGGCUGAUAAGGAUGCAGAUUCCAAUACACGCUUAUACGUCAGCGAUGAUAGUAGUCUGGGUGCUUGUGACGUGUGUAAGUUAGAUUUAAGUCUGGACACCUCACAAGGAAAAGCCAUGGUUACAAGUGGAAACCCAUCCUCAGUCACAAUACCAGCUCAAUCUGGUCCUUGUAGUGGAUGUUCAUGUACCCCAACGACCGAAGCAUCCACAAUGUCUAUACCAUCUACAAUGUCCUCAGCAUCCACAUCAUCUAAGAUAACAACAGUAUCCACAACCUCUGAAACCUCAACGUUAUCCACAACAUCUGAAGCCUCAACAUCAUUUAUAGCAUCUACAAUGUCCCCAGCAUCCACACCUGCUACAGCAUCCACAACAUCCAUAAAAUCCGCAUCAUCAACAGCAUCUACAACAAAAACAGCAUCCACAACUUCCAAAACAUCCUCAAAAUCCAUAGCAUCCACAUCAUCUAUAACAAUGUCAUCCAUAGCAUCUACACCUACCACAGCAUCCUCAACAUCUGUAGCAUCUACAUCAUCCACAGCAUCUGAAGCAUCAACAUCAUCUACAACACCAACAUCAUCUGUAGUACCUACAGCUCGCAUAUCAUCCGUAACAUCAUCCCUAGAGACUCAAACAACUACAACUCUCACUGAAUCUACAUCAUCCCCAACAUCUACUGCAACAUCCACAAUGUCCAUAGUAUCAACUUUAUCCACAGCAUCUACAGCAAUUUUAUCUGCAGUAUCUACAACUCCCAUAUCCACAACAGCAUCAUCUAUAGCAUCCACAGAGACCACAACAUCUAGAACUCUCACAGCAUUCAAAACAUCUGUAGCAUCAACAACGACUACAGCAUCAUCAACUCCCACAGAAUCGACAUCUACCCAAAGAACAUCUGCAACAUCCACAACAUCCAUAGCAUCUUCUCCAUCCACAGCAUCUACAACUCCAACAGCAUCCACAACAUCCACAAUUUCCACAGCAUCCCCAAAAUCCCUAGCAUCCACGUCAUCUAAAACAGUGUCAUCCAUAGCAUCUACACCUUCCACAGCAUCCUCAACAUCUGUAGCAUCCACAACAUCUAAAACAUCAACAUCAUCUACCCUUUUGUCAAAGUCAAUUUACGACAAAAGUAUUUUGCCAGUCAUGACAAAUGAAGCCUUCAUCACAAUGCUGACUUGUGCAUGUUUCAUUCUGAUAAUCAUUGCAAUACUUAUCAUUGUUUAUGCAUUUUCAACUAAAAAACCUUCUUUGGAAUAUAGUCCAAAGGGAUCUAAAACCUCCAUAUAUAGUAACAAUAAGUGUUACAGUUGGACUGUUUGACAUUCAUUUAUUUUCAAUACCUCCUUUAAGUUUUAUUAAGAUAUGUCACAGUUUCUACUGAUUUAAACUAUUCAUAUGAUCAAUUAGUUUAUUACAAAUUAAACAAUUUUAUGUGAUUUUUAAAGCAAUUAAUUUAUUAGCGGUAGUAAUUGGCGAAUUGUUUAUUGUUGGAAAAUGUUUCGUAUCAAUAAAUUAAAAAAAAAAGACUCUUAAAACCUCAGAGUACACCAACUUGUUUGCUGCAUUUCGACAUCUAAAAACCUGUACAAUUAUCAGACUAAAAGCCUUAUAGAAAACAAUUUCUCAUGGUGAUAAAAAAAAAAUGAAUACACAUACCGACGAAUCUUUUCAGAAAAAAAAAUUGCAGUUCAACAUGUCCAUUUCAUAACAGACUCUUAAAAGUGCAAAAGAAACAUGAUAUGAUUAUUCUACACAAUGUGGAAUUUGUCUCUAUAGCAUAGGGUUUCCUCCAUUUUUGUAACACAACAUCCUGUACAUUUUUCGAACCGUUUUCCCCGUGUGUGGCUCUACUGAUGUUUACGUCUUGUAUUUCUAGACAUAUUUUAUAUUUUCUGACAGGGAUUUAAAAAAAAAGAUUAAUGUCUGUUCAUAACAUCAGUGAUAUUUUCAAAUAUUUCAAGCCAUUUUAAAAAUUACAUAGUAAACUCUGUGUAAAGAAAUGAGUUUCCAUGUGUCGCCAUUGUUCUUGCUGUAUCCUAUAGUGAAACGAGAAGAUUAAUAUUUUGAAAAGAGUGCGUGUGGCCAAUGUCUUUCAUAUCUGAAAUUUUAUUAUGAAUUUAACACGAUUUAUUUUGAAGUGUUUUAUUAUUAUCAUUUCAGUUAGUCAACAAGUGCAAGAAACAUACCAAUUUUUAGAAUAUUACAAUACAGAAUAUUCAAAUAUCAAACAAAACCCUGGAUACUCGAACAUCUUUAUGAAUAAAAAAUAUUAUACGCCCCUUUUGCAUGCAUUGACUGAACAAACAGCUGAGGACGAUGAAUUAAGUAACUUUGUUUCCACUCAUGCCAAGUACAAUAUUUAUGUCAAGAGACAAGAUAUUUUUAACUGAAGCCUCUACGAUUGAAUCAGGUAAAAAAAAUUCCAAUCUUUUGGUAAAGGAUCUACUCAUGUUUUAGACGUUUUUAGUAGAAUAACUUUACUUUUAGAACGAAGAAAGUGUUCAGUUUGGACGUUAUUGUUGUUCUAUAUUUUGUUGAUGAAGACUGUGAAUAUAGUGUUUGUUCUAUUUUUGUUUAAUUUUUGUAGAGAGUUAUGGAGCAAAUAUGCCUAUGUUAAUGUAGUAUUUUGAUGACAAAGUUGUUUAUAAAUGACUCGGCAUUUGCGUGUGUGUACAUUUUAGUUUGACUUGAUGAAGUUGUUUUAUUGAUUAAUACUAAUAAAAGGCUUAACUAUAAA